CGCAGUUAAACUGGGGAGACGGUGGCCGAGAAGUGGCGAAAGAGGCGCACCGACCAAGAGCCCCGUGGAUGCUGCAAGUGGAAGACAAAUGACAAGAAGCAGGUUUUCUAACUGGGUUAUUACACUUUUUGGAGCCAUUCUUUGAAAAAUGUCCAGCCCUGCUAAUGCUGAGGCCCAGAUGUCUGAGCUGGAUCUUCUGCUCAGUAUGUUUCCUAAUGAGCUUCUAGUGGAUGAUCAGUUGGCUUUAGCAAAUCUCAGUGACUAUGCACAAGGCAAGAUUCUGAACCCACCAGCUUCAAGACUGCAAUUCACUGUACACCUCCAACUGGAUGCUCCUAAUGUAGUUUGUGCAUUAUCAUGUGCCUUUCCUCCAAAUUAUCCAGCAGUGAUACCAGCAAUGUCAACAAGAUCAGAUGCGUUAUACAGAACACAGCAGGCACAAUUAAAUAUGGACCUUCAUGAGUAUCUAAGGAAAAACUGUUGUGGUGAGAUGUGUGUGUUGAAUGCAAUUGAAUGGAUCAAAGCCCAUGCAGCUACAUACAUGAGCAAAGAAACUAUUCCAAUUGAAAAGAGACAACCUGCUAACAGAACCAAAGAUGUAAUUUGUACUCGACUCUGGAUCUACAGCCACCACAUCUAUAACAAAGAAAAGAGGAAAAAUAUUCUAGAGUGGGCAAAAGAGCUUUCACUUACUGGAUUCAGUAUGCCUGGCAAACCUGGAGUGAUUUGCGUGGAAGGGCCACAGAGUGCAUGUGAAGAGUACUGGACAAGAGCAAAACGGUUGACCUGGAAGAGGAUUCUAAUCCGCCACAGAGAGGAUGCUACUAUGGACGUCACAAACAUUGAUGUGGUUGCUGCAAUGCAAAUGUUUCGCAAGUUUACAGACUUUGAAGAAAAAAUAUUUGAUGUACAUGGUACCAAGGGAAAUCAUAUGGAUCUGGGGCAGCUGUACCAAUUCUUAAAUGAAAGGGAAUGUGGAGAUAUUUUUCAAUUGUACUUUGGUGUUGAAGGAAAAACAUCUUAAAUUAUUUAUGUGUUCACAUCAUUGUUUAUCAGUAACAGGAGAAAAGAUUGUUUAAGUAAGCAAUGAAUUUCAUACAAUACAAUAUUACACUCCAGUAUUCUAUCCAGCCAAAGAAAUUAGAAAUCUAAUUCGAUUUUUUAAAAAUCCUCGUUAUAGAAUCAUAAAAUGGUUACAGCAGAGAAGGCAACAUUUGGUCCAUCAUGUUUGUGCUGGCUGUUAAAUGAAUAGCCUUAAAAAAAUUUGAUUUGUUCACCUAGGAACCUCAAUCCUUCUGACUGUUUUUAUGUUGCUUUUAGUUGUCUUGUAUCAAUUUAGUAAUCUUCCGAUUGUAAUCUUUAGGCUCCUAUGAUCAGACAUAUCUAGUAAUGAUUAAAAUAGAUGUGUGGUUAAUGAAUCAAUACCAGAGAAGUUAAAUGUAUUAAAGAACACUGAAUGUGGUUCCUAACAAAAAAAAACCCAUAAAAGCAAACAAACGAGUGAAUUGUGACAAUUCUCAAUAUCUUUUACCAGUCUUAUCUUCAACUAAAUGCCAUUGAGGACAGUAAUAUUCUGACUGGUAAUAUUGGAAGAAAAGCAGUAAUGAUCAUAGAAAAGCCCUUUAGUUUCAUCAGUCAACACUUCUCCAGGUUAUGAAGAAACUUGACAUAAUUAUUCUAUUUCAGAGUAACAUUAUGUUUUUAUUUAUCAACAAAUCAAUUUAUGGACUAUUUUUCAAAACCAUUUGUAGAAUCUAUAAGUUAAUAAACCAUCAUUGUAUUUAAACAAUGUUUGCAUACGUACCUGAGCAGCCAUAACCUUCAGGGCUACAGACCAAGAGCUGGAAAGUGGGAUUAGGCUGGAUAACUCUUUCGGCCAGUGAAGACAGGUUGGGCUGAAUGACCUCCUGAAACAUUAACUGUUAACAUCCACAGAUUUUUGCCUGACCUACUGAGCAUUUCCAACAUUUACUGUGCUGUAAAAUUUUCUUUACUUAAAUAGAUAUUUCUUGUAAUAAAAGUGAUACUGAAUUAGCUUUU
Molecule: messenger RNA, 2040 nt
Organism: Carcharodon carcharias (great white shark)
Lineage: Eukaryota; Metazoa; Chordata; Chondrichthyes; Lamniformes; Lamnidae
Gene: rwdd2b
Product: RWD domain containing 2B
Exons: 5
Coding region: 149-1024 (291 amino acids)
Molecular function (GO): protein binding
Source: RefSeq, a predicted model, not a curated record